UCCGGGUUGGCUGCGCGGCGCUCGGGGCGGCCCCGCCUGCAGCCGCCGGCACCGGGCCCGGGCCUCGGCAGCUCCGCGGGCCCCGCGCCCGCCGCCCCCGGGCCGGCCCCGCCCCGCCCCGGCCCCGCUCCGGCCUGGCCCUGCCGCCCGCCGCCGCCGCCCUCCUGCGCGCCGCGCCCCUCCUCGCCGGCCUCCCGCGCCGGCCCCGCGCCCUCCUCCUCCUCCUGCUGCAGCCGCCGCCCGGCGCCGCCAUGCCCGGCCCGGCCGCCGGCAGCCGGGCGCGGGUGUACGCGGAGGUGAACAGCCUGAGGAGCCGCGAGUACUGGGACUACGAGUCGCACGUCCCGAGCUGGGGCAAUCAGGACGACUACCAGCUGGUUCGAAAGCUCGGCCGAGGGAAGUACAGCGAGGUCUUUGAGGCCAUCAACAUCACCAACAACGAGAGGGUCGUCGUGAAGAUCCUCAAGCCAGUGAAGAAAAAGAAGAUAAAACGCGAGGUUAAGAUUCUGGAGAAUCUCCGUGGUGGCACCAACAUCAUUAACCUGAUUGACACUGUCAAGGAUCCGGUGUCAAAGACCCCUGCUCUGGUGUUUGAAUACAUCAAUAACACAGAUUUUAAGCAACUGUACCAGAUCCUGACAGACUUUGAUAUUCGGUUUUAUAUGUAUGAGCUGCUUAAGGCCCUGGAUUACUGUCACAGCAUGGGAAUCAUGCACAGGGAUGUCAAACCCCACAACGUCAUGAUAGACCACCAACAGAAAAAGCUGCGGCUCAUAGACUGGGGUCUGGCCGAAUUCUACCAUCCAGCUCAGGAAUACAAUGUCCGUGUGGCCUCUAGGUACUUCAAAGGACCGGAGCUCCUUGUGGACUACCAAAUGUAUGACUACAGCUUAGACAUGUGGAGUUUAGGCUGUAUGCUGGCAAGCAUGAUCUUCCGAAAGGAGCCCUUCUUCCACGGCCAGGACAAUUAUGACCAACUGGUUCGCAUCGCCAAGGUCCUGGGCACAGAUGAGCUGUAUGGGUAUCUCAAGAAGUACCACAUAGAACUGGACCCGCACUUCAACGACAUCCUGGGCCAGCAUUCCCGGAAGCGCUGGGAGAACUUCAUCCACAGUGAGAACAGACACCUGGUCAGUCCUGAAGUCCUGGACCUCCUGGACAAGCUGCUGCGAUAUGACCAUCAACAGAGGCUGACUGCCAAGGAGGCGAUGGAUCACCCCUAUUUCUAUCCAGUGGUGAAGGAGCAGUCCCAGCCCAGCUCAGAAAAUGCUGUGCUCUCCAGUGGCAUGACAACAGCACGAUGAGGACUGGAAAACGACGGGUAAUUCAAGAUGUUUACAAAUAAAAGCAAAACCUUCGGUCACACAGUGAAGGGAAAAGAACCAAGGACCCCCCCUCCUUCCCUUCCCCUUUAUACUCGGCAGAAAUCUAACCUUGGGGGGGGUCUUAAACCUCAGUUCCUCUCUGGUGGUUGUGGUUAAUGUAACUCUAACCCUGUGGUACCAAAGCCCUGGGCAAAUGGUCUUGCAAGAGCUAAAUAUGUAGUGAUAUCCCCAGGGCUCCACACAACUGAUUCUGGUUCACAUCUCUGGAUCCUUCUCUUCCUUCUCAGUCCAGCCUUCCCCACCACGCUGGUGGGGACAAAUUGGUUGUUCCACCAUCAGCCCUUAGCAUGCCUCUUUCUGAACUUGCCUUUCUGACUUGUAGACUCUGAAUGAACCAAAUUCAGGCUGGGGGUCAGCAGGUGCAACUCUGUUUUGAGGUCCAAGUCUUUACUGCUCACUCUGGGCUUGAAUUUGGCCCUUGAAUUCCAGUUUCAAUUGUGAAUGCCGGGGUGGUUGGGGGGGAGGCGGGGGGGGAGUUCAACAAAAAACAACCCAGAAACCCAGCAGCAUCUCGGGAUUGGUUUGGAGCAUUAAAAGGAAGGCACUGAUCCGAGUUGCUGGGGAGAGGAGAUUCCCCCCUCCAGUGUGUUUGACAAAGGUUCGCUCUGAGAAGAAACUCAAUAGACCUGCUUUGGAAACUUGUGAAUGUGAGGGCUGCUCUUGUGGCAGGAGAGGGGAGGGACUAUCCAGACUUUCCCACCGAGCUCAGGAAAGUCAGUGUUGCAAGAUUUCUUGUGAUAGGUGUGCAACCACGUACCUCAUGACGUGGCUCCCAUGAGAAUUCGUGCCAGACGCAGACUUGUGCCAGAGCACAGCUCUGGAGCGGUUCAAUCCAGCACCGCAGGAUGGAGGAGUGGAGAGGAGGCCGGGGAGGAGAGCACAGGGAGGGGGGAGGAUCGACAAACAGCGGCGUCAGGGCGGGGGCUGUGCAGCUACUGAUCCAGGCCUUGGGAUCCCACACAGUGUUUUAACAAAGUCAGCCAUUUGUUGAAUUCUGGGGUGCCGAUCCUGUUGGGGGGUGGGGGGGGUUCGUCUUAUGGGUUCUUUCAUCAGAUCCCUCGAUGGCUUUAUAGCCCCACAAUUCACAGUUGCCUCCUCUACUUGUUCUGUGUGUAACUUCAUCAAGUGGUUCUGGUGACACUCAAACCUAGACGCUGGAGAUAGUGUUUUCCCACCAGCACCUAAACACAGAAUUUCCUUCUGCGGCAUUGUUGAAAUAGUUAAUUUUUUAUAAGGUUGCAAUGUUUCUAUUUGAAACAUCUGUUUACAUUCCAUAUUCCAAUAAAGUUCUAUUGGCAUCGACAGCAGGUCAAUCCAUUUGUAUAAUUCACUGAAACCAAUAAAUAUCUAUACGUCUGAA
Molecule: messenger RNA, 2745 nt
Organism: Hirundo rustica (Barn swallow)
Lineage: Eukaryota; Metazoa; Chordata; Aves; Passeriformes; Hirundinidae
Gene: CSNK2A2
Product: casein kinase 2 alpha 2
Exons: 11
Coding region: 252-1304 (350 amino acids)
Biological process (GO): regulation of chromosome separation; protein phosphorylation
Cellular component (GO): nucleus; protein kinase CK2 complex; cytosol
Molecular function (GO): protein serine/threonine kinase activity; ATP binding
Source: RefSeq, a predicted model, not a curated record